Molecule: messenger RNA, 415 nt
Organism: Rhododendron vialii
Lineage: Eukaryota; Viridiplantae; Streptophyta; Magnoliopsida; Ericales; Ericaceae
Exons: 1
Coding region: 110-415 (101 amino acids)
Source: RefSeq, a predicted model, not a curated record
AACUUGCCAUUAUCAAAACCCACUUAACAAAGUGAACCAGAUCCAAAACCAUCUCUUCAAUUCCAAACCAUCAAAAGAGAGCUGCAUCACACACACACAGAGGUGGCAGAUGCUGGCGGCAAUGAGGCGGAACAUGAAGAAGAGCCCACGAGUAGCCGAUGAGACCAUGUUUGGGGUCAGAAAUGGCCCUGAAUCACCCAUUUUUGGAAACGGCAUGGACAGAAGGCGAUCACGGUGGAAGGGUUUUUCGGUAAUUUGCAGUGUCCUUCGAGCCCCUCUCUCCCUUGUCUCAUGCCUUUCCCAGCCUCGCAUCAGUGCGGCUGAUGGAGUGUGGGUGUCCUGUGAGCUGACUCGGGUAUCGGAGAUGAACCACCUCAUGGUGAACGACAGCCUGCGAUACGCCAUCUUGAUGUAG